Molecule: messenger RNA, 1834 nt
Organism: Mycetomoellerius zeteki
Lineage: Eukaryota; Metazoa; Arthropoda; Insecta; Hymenoptera; Formicidae
Gene: Ilk
Product: integrin linked kinase
Exons: 7
Coding region: 21-1406 (461 amino acids)
Biological process (GO): integrin-mediated signaling pathway; substrate adhesion-dependent cell spreading; protein phosphorylation
Cellular component (GO): stress fiber; focal adhesion
Molecular function (GO): ATP binding; protein binding; protein serine/threonine kinase activity
Source: RefSeq, a predicted model, not a curated record
CUCGCGGCGUCGCCUGUUGUAUGUUUACGGCCUCGGUUCAUGAUAACGGCGCGAAAAUGGAGGAUAUAUUUCAGUGGUGUCGCGAAGGCAACGCUAUGCAAGUCCGCGUCUGGCUGGAUGACACGGAGCAUGACAUGAAUCAGGGAGACGAUCAUGGAUUUAGUCCACUUCACUGGUGUGCUAAAGAAGGCCACAUAAAAUUGGCAGAGUUGUUAGUUACCAGAGGGGCACGCAUUAAUGCCACCAACAGAGGAGAUGAUACACCGUUGCAUUUAUCCUCAGCACAUGGACACAAAGAGAUAGUACAGCUGUUACUUAGAAAUCGUGCCGACGUAAAUGUCACAAAUGAACAUGGAAACACUGCCUUGCACUACGCUUGUUUCUGGGGAGAUCAGGCGGUUGCGGAAGAAUUGGUCGCAGCGGGUGCUCUCGUAUCUAUUGCCAACAAAGACGGUGACACCCCCCUUGAUAAAGCCAGAGGUGUCGUGGCCAAGAGAUUGCAUGAUUUAGCAGUGGAGUAUGGACAAGAUUUGAAGAAGAUACAGUUCAAAGAUCAGAGUUGGUUAGGCUUGAAGACCAGGAGCCGUGACGCGACUCUCUCGAGAUACAAAGGGAUCAGUAUGGCGGAUCUGUCCCUCCACAUGCACCUUGCGAGCACACCGAGUGGCGAAACUUGGAGAGGUCGAUGGCAAAACAACGAUAUCGUUGCCAAGAUAUUAAAUAUCCGCGAAUGUACCACGCGCGUCUCCAGGGAUUUCAACGAGGAGUUCCCAAAGCUGAGAAUCUUCUCACACCCGAACGUUUUGCCGGUCCUUGGCUGCGUGAAUCAGCCUCCGCAGUUGGCGACCGUCUCCCAAUACAUGGCGCGAGGCAGCUUACAUCGACUUCUGCACGGCGGGACGGGUGUUGUCGUAGACACGGCGCGUGCUCUACGAUUAGCCCUCGAUGUCGCCAGAGCUAUGGCAUUCCUUCACGGUUUGGAUCGGCAGAAUAGAUGCAGAUUUCACCUCAACAGUAAGCAUAUAAUGAUCGAUGAGGAUCUGACAGCUCGUGUGAAUAUGGCCGAUGCGAAAUUUUCCUUCCAAGAAGUCGGACGAAUUUAUGAACCGGCAUGGAUGUCACCGGAAGCUUUGAGCAAACGUCCGACGGAAAUCAAUCAUGAAGCGAGCGACAUGUGGAGCUUCGCCGUUCUUUUGUGGGAAUUGGCGACCAGAGAAGUACCAUUUGCGGAUCUAUCACCUAUGGAAUGUGGCAUGAAGAUCGCCCUGGAAGAUUUACGCGUAAGCAUUCCGCCGGGCAUCUCUCCGCAUCUCGCAAAGCUUAUUCGAAUUUGUAUGAAUGAGGAUCCGGGCAAGCGACCGUCCUUCGACAUGGUUGUGCCGAUCCUUGACAAGAUGAAACGCUAAAAUAUAUAUUUGGUAUAAAGUAAUACGAUCAGAAGAAAUAAUGGAAUACAUCCACUUAAUAGUGCCUAAAGAAUCUCUAUAUUUAUUAAACUGCCUGAAGAAUUAUUAUUAACAACGAUAGAAUAUUUUUGUAUCAAUAUAUUCCGCAAGUGGACGAAUACUGCCUUUAAAAGCCUAAGUUCUAAACAAACUAAUUUUUAAUUAUUUAUAUUUAAUAUGAAUUUAUAAACGUACUGUAGAAGCGCACGUUUAUAUUUGUAAUCUAUAAAACAAGUUUUUAAAUGUAGCUCGAAUUGUAUCUAUUUAGUGCAUUAUCUGACGAAAUCGCCAGGAUUUUUAAUAUAAAAAGGAUAGAGUAAUAGUGCUAUUUACACACAUUAGAGAACAUAUUUUUUAUAAAAUGUUUAAUGACACAUUUGUCUAUAUGU